GUGUGUGUACUUUGCUUCAGUCCUCCCCCAGUUUCUGCUCGCCUGUGUGACACUCUGUGGAUUAAUAACUCAUACCAUGUUGUUAUUUUGCCGACAGAUCAUCUGAUGUCAAAGAACGCUGGUUAGAUAUACUCCACAGAAAUAUUAAAGACACAAAAGCGAGGGUUGGUUGUUCUUCCUCGCCUCCAGACGUCCUCAUGAAGGUGUUGAGUGGCAGCAUCACGACUAAAACUCUAACAGGAGGAAGCAUGGAACCAUUCAUUGAUUGUCCAAUUGAUGGUGUUGCAAAUAUCUCUUCGCAACCGAAACAGUUACAUAACCCGGAGGACAAGACCACACAGCCCAUUGAAACCAGGUGGAAGUGGCUCAAGAAGGGUACUAGUUUCAGCAGGAAAGCCCGCAGAUCAGAUGCAGACACAAAGACGCAGCUGUUUGGACAGCCACUCUGCAAGAUCAGUCCAGACGACUGCUCUCUCCCCAAACCAGUCACAGAGAUGCUGCUGUUGCUGAGGAAGAGAGGGCCAUCCACAGAGGGAGUGUUUCGAAAAACCUGCAACAGCAAAGUCAUGAAGGAUGUCAGGGAGCAGCUCAACAACGGGUUGGAGGUGGAUCUGGAGAAACAGCCGGUCGCUCUGCUUGUCGGGCUGCUCAAAAGUUUCCUUAAAGAACUUCCUGGAAGCCUGCUGGUGUCUGAACUUUAUGACAACUGGAUGACGGCUCUGGAUAAUGAAGACACCCAGCAGAGAACUGUGGAAAUCAGAAACGUGGUAAACAAGCUUCCUGUAGCCAACAAACUCCUCCUGCAGCACGUCGCCUGCGUCCUCCAUCACAUCAUUGAGAAUGCCGACAUCAACAAGAUGGACGCCUACAACUUGUCGGUGUGUAUCGCCCCCACACUGCUGCAGCUGGACGGCUCCCCGCUGGAUGAGCAGAAGGAGAAGAUGAAGAAGGUCACAGAGCUAACUCAGUUCCUGAUUGAGCAUUGUGAAAUACUUGGAGAAAAUAUCUACAACCUGCUGGAUACUGAUGAAGACUCAUUGUCCUCUCAGCAUCACGACUCUGCUUACGACAGCACAGACCCUGACGGAGAUGGAGAGGCAGGAGAGAGUGUCGGUUCCACACACGGCCGCAGCUGCUCCUCUUCCUCUCUCAGUCCCAGCCUCUCCGCCUCCUCCUCCUCCUGGCCAGCCGAUGCUUCCUUCAACAUGAAGCCACCAUUCGACCGCCGCUGCUCCGAGCCCAUCAUCCAUCUCCCUGCUGAUCUCCAGAGCAUGUGUGCCCACGCCAGGAGCCAUGAUGACUGCUCGGUGGAGAGGAGGGGCUUCGAGGAGCAGCCGCUGACGAAGCAGAUCUCGGACGACUCCUUCUUGCUCCGAGGACGAGGAGCGAGACCAGUGGUUAUGUUUCCCAAACUGAGCAGCAGCUCUAACAUGGAGCCACUGCCCUACAUGGCAGGAAAUCACACCAAGAACUGCUCGUGCUCUUCCUUAGAGAGCGCUGCCUCCAACCAAUCAGACGGCUCUGUUUUUACCAGUUCCCCUGUUGGCUCACCAGCCUGCCAAAGGAGAGCGAACACAUCGAGCCAGACCUCAAUGGCGGCAAAGGCUCAGCCGGACAUUCCCAGACCUAUUUCAGAUGAGAAAAAGCGUUCACAGUCCAUGAGACUUCCUUCUAAAGUCCUGCUGAGGACCAGGAGUUUAGGAGCGUUCAGCAGGAACAGCCUGAAGAAAGACUCUCAAAAAGACAACGCCUUUCCGUGUGAAACUCUCCAGGAGGACUCUCAGAGCGAAGCAGACCCACAAGCCGAGCUCCUGCUCAAACCCCGCCCUCUGUCGGCCAUUGAAGUGUUUAAGCAGGUGGACAGCCGGCUGCCCUCCAGGCCGCCGUCGUACAAACACGCAGUGCAGAGCAUGGGUCCUCUUCCACAGUACAACUCAAUGACUGUACACGAUGCCGUACAGCUGGAGAGAAGAUCCCGUCCAUCCUCGGUCAAUUACGAUCUCCUGUCUUCCUACUCUGCCAGUCAGUACAUAGACAGUUUAGCUCAAACCAAUAUGGUCGAGCAGCGACAUACUUUUCGACAGAGAGCAAUGUCCGAGUCGGUGCCCGCAAGUCAUCACGAGGUCGUGUCACGGAGGUGCAGCCACCCGGUGUUUGAGGAAUUUUCUUAUGCCAAGGAGUCCUAUGUUUGACUGAUCACUUUAAAGCUGUUUAAUGCAUUGGCUUUUAGCAAACAUUUAUCAGAGUUGAAUAUUAGUGGGCAAAGCUAAAAAAAAAAAAAAAAAAGAGUUUCUAACUGCCAGUUAGCUUCACUGCUUGCUUCCUGAACUUCAUAUUUCUGUCUUGUGUGUUUGUUUUAAUAGCAGGGAGCUUUGCAUCAUACUGGCAGACACUUCUUUCCCUUUCAGUGGUUUUUGUUGGUUCGACGGAAGAACUAUUGUUGAAGCUUCGCCCACUGAGCAGCUGCGCUUGUGUUUGUACAGAAAGUCCAAUCUAUGACUUUUACACUGAUUCACUUUGAAUGAAUGUCCACUAUGUGCCGCCUUGAUGGUUGCACAUUGUCAGUAGUACUGUUUAGAGUACAACUUUUAAAGUACAUAUAAUGAUAGAUAUCUAGUCUAUCCUAAUGAAGCUAUGACAACACAGUUCACUGUGGAUCAAAUAUGCUAUGACUUUUGAACUGUAAAUAUUUCUUUAAGUUUUUGUAGACAAAGUGUCGUACACAAAAACAAGAUGAGCACAAAUGUUUGGCUUUUUGUACAUAUUCUUCACCUUCCAUGUUUUUUUUCUGUCACUACAUUACAGCACUUUUCUGAUUGAUAACGAUGCUUUGUAUGCUAAUUGUAAAUAAAGGGAUAACAGCAGUAUGUUUA
This is a messenger RNA of Labrus bergylta (ballan wrasse), 2873 nucleotides long. The record is from RefSeq and is a predicted model, not a curated record. Lineage: Eukaryota; Metazoa; Chordata; Actinopteri; Labriformes; Labridae.